Messenger RNA from Limanda limanda (common dab), 539 nucleotides. It is a transcript of the gene lsm5, whose product is annotated as LSM5 homolog, U6 small nuclear RNA and mRNA degradation associated. Gene Ontology annotation, molecular function: RNA binding. NCBI's taxonomy places the organism in Eukaryota, Metazoa, Chordata, Actinopteri, Pleuronectiformes, Pleuronectidae. Gene Ontology annotation, biological process: mRNA splicing, via spliceosome. The transcript has 5 exons. The record is from RefSeq and is a predicted model, not a curated record. Gene Ontology annotation, cellular component: Lsm1-7-Pat1 complex; U6 snRNP; U4/U6 x U5 tri-snRNP complex. The coding region runs from base 46 to 321 and encodes 91 amino acids.
GACAAUUCUUCUAUCGAUUGGUUGUGUCUGCACGUGGAAUCAAACAUGGCGGCGACUCCAACAACGAACCCGUCCCAGCUGCUCCCGCUCGAGCUCGUGGACAAAUGCAUCGGCUCCCGGAUUCACAUCGUCAUGAAAACGGACAAAGAGAUCGUCGGCACCCUUCUGGGUUUCGAUGAUUUUGUCAAUAUGGUCUUGGAGGAUGUGACAGAGUUUGAAAUCACACCAGAGGGACGGAGGAUAACCAAACUGGACCAGAUCCUCCUGAACGGCAACAACAUCACCAUGCUCAUACCUGGAGGAGAAGGUCCUGAAGUCUGAAUCCCAGGGACACUUGUGUUUUGCCUACGUUGUGUUUCUUAGUUGUUUAAAUCAUUAUUGUUGUUGGUCUUUCCUCUUCAUCUUUUAAGGAGGAAAAUAUUUUUGUGGCAAGAUGCCUCAUUGAUUUUGUUAAUAAAAAAUAAAAAAAGAUAAAUGAGACAUUAACAAUGAAUCACAUUUAUUAAAAAGUUUUGUUACAAAUAAAUCAGUGACUCUCA